Musa acuminata AAA Group (dessert banana) is the source of this 2442-nucleotide messenger RNA. Its product is annotated as oxysterol-binding protein-related protein 4C. NCBI's taxonomy places the organism in Eukaryota, Viridiplantae, Streptophyta, Magnoliopsida, Zingiberales, Musaceae. The coding region runs from base 1030 to 2007 and encodes 325 amino acids. The transcript has 8 exons. Gene Ontology annotation, molecular function: sterol binding. The record is from RefSeq and is a predicted model, not a curated record. Gene Ontology annotation, cellular component: membrane; cytosol; intracellular membrane-bounded organelle.
CCAUCCGCUUCUGCUUCCGUCUUCCUUUGCUCGAACCAAUACGAUCCCUAAGUAAGCCUUUCCCCCUUUCGAUCGUCGGAGAUUCUUGGUUUAGAAGUUUACGGAUAACUAUUGUUCUAUUCGGCAUUCUUUUGGUGAUAUUUUGAGUGCGUGCGUGGCCGAUCGAUGCGAUGGAAUCGAAGGAAAGGCGAAUGUGGAGGACAUUGACGUCUGUGGAUAAUCAUCAUGACACGUACCCCUCCCCCCAUUUGCUCCGAACCACUUUCCCAACCGCCGUUGGGUUGUUCUCCGUCACUUUGGUUACCCUCGUCGGAACGCGCGCGGGAAUCCCUCGCCCCGACGCCCGACGCCAGCCUCGGUGCCGACUCUGCUCCCGGUUUAGAUCCCAGUGGUGGAGGCAUACACCGUCGGUUCGUGACCUAACUCGUCUGCUUCUGCAGCGUCGGGAGAGAAUCGUCUGCCGUCGACGAUUCCUUGGGGGGAUAACGACGAGACAUGUGACUUCUGCUGCUUGCACGCAGUUAUCAUGUGAUCGACGGAAAGGAGCCUUUACUUAAUGCUCACGACAUACGUAUCUCCGCCGCUGCUCGCCAAACGUCGCCAUAGUAUAUUACGUUCGUGUUUGUCCGUUUCGUUCCACAUACAUAUUCUAUCGGGAGGAGACGCGUGGGUUCGUGCAGGUCACCCGUUCGUCUCCUCCUCCCGCGGGAUCGCCAUUAAUGGCGUAAUUCUGAUUAAGACUACUCUCUUUCUGUACCCGCUAAUCACGAAACGGGUAUGUUAGGGAUUUUUGGUCCAAUUCUUCUUAGAGGUUCCCUUCUCUGCCCUCUAAUCACCUGACGGAUCCAGGACGAGGCGGCAGCGGGGCCACGGGCGACGACGGCGGUGCUGACGCCGCCGCUGUCGCUGGAUGGAGGACUGGCUGCGGAGCACCGCCCCCCCAACCUUCUUCGACGGGUGUUGAGUUUCUUCGGGAGCGUACGGCCAGGAUCCGAUCUCACUCAAUUCCAGUUACCUUCUCUCUUCAACAUGCCAAAAUCACAACUUCAAUGCUAUGGGGAAGCAGUUUACUGUUUCGGUGAGGACUACUUAAACAAAUGUGCCAAAGGAAAGAGCAGCCUUGAAAGGUUUGCUUCGGUAGUGGCAUGGAGCAUAUCAACUACAAGACCCGCAUUAUUUGGACAGGCUCCUUUCAAUCCCAUUCUAGGAGAAACUCAUCAUGUCUCCAGGGGAUCCCUCAACGUGCUCCUCGAGCAGGUCUCACAUCACCCCCCAGUGUCUGCCCUCCAUGCAACUGAUGCAAAGGAUAAUGUAGAACUGAUAUGGUGCCACAAACCAGUUCCCAGGUUCCAUGGUGCAAGUGUUGAAGCUGUAAUCAAAGGAAAGAGGCACCUGAGGCUCUUGAAGUUUGGUGAGAACUACGAGAUGGAUUCACCAAACUUGUUGAUAAAAUUACUUCCAACAACUGGUGCUGAUUGGGUUGGGGAUGUAAGCAUCAGGUGUAAAGAUUCUGGUCUUGAGGCAGAUCUCUGCUAUUACAAGAGCCAUGCGUUCCUCGGAUUUGGUGGCAGCUCUAAGUCUAUCAGGGGAAAGAUAUUUCACUCAAAGACACUAAAAACUAUCUACGAGAUCGACGGCCAGUGGGACAGAAUUGUCAAACUGAAGGAUGUCCACAGCGGGGAGGUCACAAUCUUGUAUGAUGCCAAGAAAGCCAUCUCAGGACUUAAGACUCCUAUUCUGCAGGCUCCACAGAACAUGUGGCCUACCGAAUCAGCUACGGUGUGGAGCGAAGUAAGCCAAGCCAUUUUGAAUAAGGAAUGGGGAAAAGCUUCAGCGGCAAAGCAGAUCAUAGAGGAGAAGCAGAGGAAGCUGCAACGAGAACGGAAAUCUAGUGGGGAACUUUGGGUCCCCAAGCAUUUCACGGUCACCCAUACCAAGGAAAAUGAGUGGGAUUGCUCGCCCUUGGAGCAGUCGGUCCCACCUGCUCCAAUUAUCGUUCAUCCCUGACAAAUAAAAAAGAAAAAAAGAAAAUAAACAGCAAAGGAACAUGAUAAAACUCAAGCACAUUUACCUAUGUAGUUAGCCUCAUCUGUUCCAUUUGGCGCCCAAGCAGCCCAAAUAAGAUUGCCUGGAGCUAGUAUAUCUGGCUUAAGUACAUCAGCAUCCUGAAAGCUGAAAUCUUUUACGUCUGGUCCUCGGGAGGAGAAUAAUGCCACCUGAGGAGCUGAUUUAUGCAGUAUGGGUGCCAAACCAUCAGCUAUGCUGGCUGUCGCAUCGAAACUUAUUGGUCGACCCGCCCAGUCUCUUGUGGUCGAACAGUUGUAGUAGUCAAUAAGUUCCUGAGAUUGAUAAUAUAAGAUUAACAUCAAACCAAAUUCAGAAAAUCGUUGUAAAAUACUGGUUCUGGCAAAUUCAAUAAAUGGUAGGAACAUGCAUUGCUUA